GAUAUAAACCCACUGAAAUUCAGGGGAAGCAGGAACAACAUGACUUCUUUGUUCAGUUUCCAGAGGAGAGGUCUUUGUUGGAGGGUGUGGAGGAGUGGGAGGGUGAAUCCUUACCACCACACUGAGGAAACAUUCUCAGUUAGCACUCCCCUGCUCCAAGUUAGUUAAAUAGUUUAAUAGCUGCUGUAAAAGAAAGUAAAUUGAAAGGAUGAAAAUUUCAAGUAAAAAGCUUUUAAAUGUAGUUUCUAUGAGUAACAGACUUGGUGGUGAGGAAUAAGCUCUGGGGUCAAGUGAGUGAAUGUGGAUAGACAGCAGGUGCCCUGUUGGCAUCCUGAGAGGCAGAGUAACCUGCUGCAAGGACUGUGGGCAAAUGGUAAACAGUGUUAUCUAGAAAUCUCAUCACUUUGAUGUAAAUGAAAUGUCAUAAUUGAUCUGUUCAGCUCUCUGCUGUCAGCUGCCUGAGUGAGAUGCAUUACAAUAGUGCACAUGAUAUCAGGCUCAGUAACCUAUCCUUAGCCCUGCUGCUGCCUGGAGACAUCCUUAGAUUCAGUUGUCUGGAAAAUAAUGAAAUGGAAGUGGGGAAGGAAGUCAGGACUUGCAAGGGUAUUUCCUAAUUGACCGUGUUAGCAUUUUUCUCUCAUUAAAGACAUGGAAACCCCAAGUUUCCACAGUGAUUGUUGGGUGUACCUGGCACCAGAGGUAUGUUGUGACAGUGGCAAUAUUGAGUUGUCCUUGCCGGGGUCACUUGGGUGUACCAACAGUGUUCCAUAGAUCCUUUUACUGGGCAGGUGGAUUUCAACCAGCAGGGCAUGAGUGAUGCAUUAACUGUGGGGUUCUUAGGUUCUAAAGCAGGUGUGGUCCAGUUCCCAGAGUGAUCUGGUCCCAGCAGGAAAGCUAGGUGGAUUUAUCCAGGCUGUAUGGCACAUCUUGCCUUUGGAAGUUAUUCCUCUGAAUUAGAGCCAAUAUCUCUGUUGUGUUUGCUGUUGUUAGAAUUGGUCUGUUGCUGCAGCAUUACCCUGUGGACAUAAUAAAAUCACCUUUUGUGCUGUUCAUGAGAAACUAGGUUUAGUAUUUCAAAAAUUUAGGUACCCUAAAAAGGUUACCAUUUAAUUUGAUGGAGAGAAAACUAGGAAAUGUAUGUUAAUGAGCUGCAGCAAUUAGAUGUAGAUUAAGUAGAUUUCCAUUAUAACCUGAAAAAGCUGACAUCUGGUUUCUAAAUAUGUAAAAAAUAUUUGUAAAAAAAUUUACUUUUUUUUUCUUGCCUGAGCAGUGUUUAUCAGAUGUAGCCAGACUGCUUUGAGCUUAUUUGCUUUGGUUUUUCCGUUUGUAAUCUCCUGAUGUUUUGCCACAUUGCAUUCUCCAUCUCCUUGGAACUCCAUUGCACUGCAAACUUUUCCCAAAGCCUUUAAGUUCUAUAUUUAGCUUUGGCUUUUUAUAGGCCAUAUAAAAAGUUAUUUUUUCAUUUUCUUAUGUAUUGUCAGCCAUCUCCAGUUUUACAAUGUUGUUGGAAGCAAUGCAACAAUCUAAUGAGAUGAUCUGUUUGAGCAGCUGGUUUUAACCUCUGUGACAUUUCUCAUUUGGAGUAUAAGUCUCUGGUUUCACUUCAGCACAUGGUGUAGAUUUUAAUAUUUUGUUUUCUAUUCACUCUGUUAUUGAGGAUUUUUUCCUUCCUUUGGGUCAGACCUCGCAAGGAGGAAUUGUAAACUAAACUGCCAUGUGAUAGAUUUUCUGUGUUGAAUCUGAAUUUUUCUCUUGUUUUCUGACAUCUCUCUCUCACAGCUGGGAGUGUGUGAGAGGUGUGAGCCAAAGAGGAAUAAACUCUUCUCCCCCUUGAGAAUAGAAUUCUCUUUGGCAUCACUGGUUCAAGGUCACUUGUAGCUGUGUUUCUCCAGGAUGCAUGUUCCUUUUCUCUGCAUUCCUGAGAUACCUGAUACCUUGGAGGUGUUUUAAAGGGAUCAGGAAAAUUCAUUUCAGUCCAGCAGACAGAGGAAUCCUGCACUCUCCAGAUCCCAGUGCUCAUUUUUUGUUACCUGGAAGAAAUUGGAGACCAAUUGUCAUCAGAAAGUGUGUUCAAGUUAUGUCCAGACAAUGUUGGAGUCUUGUGGGUCACCAGUUUUGGCAAUGGCAGCAGGGGUGACUGGACAUGACUGUGCUCUCUGCAGGAGUGCUGCAGCAUCCCCUGGUAUCUGUUGUUCCUACAGCACUCUGUAAAUUUGGGGGCUGAAGAUGAAGCACCCUGUGUUGUGGUAUCUAAAUGCAAAAUGUCCUUGUAAGCAACAGCACCUCACAAAGCAAAAGUGACUUUGAGAGGCUGUGGCACUUGUCACAACAGCUGUGCUUUUUGUGGCGUCAGGCAUUUUAGGAUUUUUCCCUUAUUUUUUGGUAACUGUUGAAAGACUUGGGACUAGCAAUGGAAAUAAAUACUCUCUGCAGGCUGCUCAAGCAUGAUCUGAACACUGGGCACUGAACCAAUGUUCUGAACAAUUGUCUGCUUUUGUAAUUCAAAGCAAAAGGAAUAAAAGGGGUUUUGCCAGUAUUUGAGCAUAUUAUCAUCCUGAAGGCAAGACAAGCUAUUAGACUUGCCAGAGCCAUUUUUUAUGGUUGUGUGUUUGUCAGCAGUGCAAAAGGGGAGGGAGUGGAGGAGAAAAUGGAAAGAAUAAAGAAUAGCUGACCUUAACUUUGUUACACAUGUUUAAAACUUUUUUACUUUGGUGCAAAUGAGGUUUCCCUCCAUAUCCUUCAUCCCAGCUGUAACUUUGCAGUUGUUUAUGGAUGGACAGUUUGAUGUAAGUAGUAUAAUAAGUCAAACAACUGUAUCAGAGUAGGAGGCAGUUAUGGCUGUACCUGCCCUGUUCCUCAGACAACACUGGCAAGGAAUAUUUGCUGCAUAUUUUUAGCAAGAAUUCUCUGUAGAGCAUUAUUUCAAACAUCUCUGUGCUCUGUGUGAGCAGUUGGGUGGUGAAAUUCCAUGUGGCUGAAAUACACAGAGCAUGUGGCUGAAUCCAGAGGAGAAAGGGAUGGGAGUUUUUUUUUUUUUGAGCCCCACUUUUUGAUUUACACAGCAUUUAUCACAGUCCAUUGUACGUGAGGAGGAUUAAAUCAGCAAUUACAUGAAUAAUGACACUAGAUAGUAACAACUGGGCAGCAAUCACGCUUUUUCUCUCAGUUGUUAAAUAACUAAGACAGCAGUUCAAGGUUUUGCAGGACUCCUGUUUGGCCCCAGGCACAGCCAGUUGUGCUCCUGGUUGUACUUGCAUUGUUUCCUGGCCUGUGCUGUGCCUGGAGUAGCUUCAGUUCUGUGUGUGCAGCUGGGGAUGGCUUUCUGUGGCCGAGCUUCCUUGUUGAAGUAUUUGCUGCAAGUUGUCUGACUUUAAAUACAACACUCUAAUGACUCUACCACUUCCUUCUUGUACCUAACAGGACAGCAUUCAGCAGGUACUCUUGAUUUAGUGAAUUAUGUUGGUUGUUUUUAUUUUUUGUCAUCAAGCAUGAAAGAAUUCCUUGGAGUCAUUUGGCUAAAAACUCUUGAUUCUUUAACUGCAGUAGUAGAGUUGCAAGGCAUUUAUUGCCCAUGUCCUACACCUUCAAGACAGAGCUGUAUAUUUUACUCUGUUAUAUGGGAUAUCACAAAACUUACACCAGUCUAUCCCAGACCACUGUGAAAACACCAGUCACUUUAAAAUACCUUUUUGGUCAGAAGUGACUAAGUGCUAGGUUUUCUUCUAAGGUCAUUGCUUGGUAUUCAAACUCUUCUGUGAAGGUGAUGAACAGUCCAAGUCUCACAGCUUUGGCUGUGUUUGGUAAAGCUGAUUAUUUGCCUCUAAACGUCACAGAACCCCAGGGUGGCUAUAAUUAUAUGAUGGCCAUAUAAUUACAUGGUCGAAUUUUUUUUUUAACUGUAAAUAAAAAUUCUCAUCUUACAGAAGUGGCAAGGAUUAAACAUUGUCUUGAGAGGGUAACUUUAAUGCUGCUGCUACUCUGAGGGAAGGGUUUUAAUGUCUAGAAUGUCCUAUGUCAUACAGGAAAUUCACUUUGAGCGACAUUUUCUUUCCAUAUGCCCUUUACAAAAAAAUGAGGAAGGGACUGGAGGCUGAGGGGUGCUGGGUAUCCCAAAGGCUUUGCUGUGGUUCCAUUGUUCCUCCUCCCUCCUCUAUGCUCAUCAGUGUGACAGUGUCACAGCUGGUGUGGGACAAAGUGCUCUCUCCUGAUGCCACAGUUCAUCCUCUGUGGCAAAGAACUGACUCCCCUUCUGUGUGGUAUUGUAAGGGUACAUUCAUUAAUGUUUCUAAAGCAUUCAGAGCUGUGGCAGUGGAGCCUGUGCAGUGUGAAGUGACUUUUUCUGUUCUCUGUGACUGCAAUUUGUAUAUUAGAUAUGCUGUGAUUCAGAAGUGAAAAUCAAGUCAAUAACAAAUCCUUUAAGAUUUGUAAUUUAAUAAUUUAAUUGCUAAUAGACUAAUUCUGUGCUGUGUCUUUGUUAUGAUAAUUUUUUUUUUACUUGGUUCUUUUUUAUAACCUGGGAGAAAGAUUUAAUUUUAGAAGUUUCAGUUGACAAAGACAUGCUGGUGCUAGAUAGGUAUUUCAGGUCAUUGUCAUUGUAUUCUAUUUUUAAAUUUAAGUACCAGCCAACUGAAAGAGCACCCUGUAUCUAUGCUGGGUGUUCUGCAUCUGUGCUACAGAGCUGAAUUCUUCCAAGCUUCAGCACAAGGCCAGACAGUUUAUUUUUAUUUUUUUUUUCCUGUUUAAUGAAGGGAAAUGUUCUAGCACCUUUUCAUUAUCACAGAACUAAAAUUGGUCAUGAAAACAAUCCCCCUCCCUCCAGAGGCCUGCGCAGGCAUUGGCCAUUGUUAAGAUGCUUGCCUAUCAACAGCCACUCAAGAAAGAAUUUUAAAUGGUUUUGUGACGUCAAGGAUGCACAAAAAAAACACAGUCUGGUGCCAAAUUGCCUCCAUCAUUGAAAGCACACAGUAAGAAAUAGAUAACACGGAAAUAAAUCUUUUGUGCAGUAGCUAUCUCACUAUAGGCUCUAGCGGCUCCAGUAAGUGAGCGUGUCUGGUAUAGGAAUAGCUGAAGAAGAUGAACUUUCAGAGCCUCAUUUUCUAAUUUAUGAUUCAUGCAAAGCCAGCCUAAUCUGUCUGACUUCCUGCUGUCUGGACACAAUGUCUGCAGGGAGCUUGGACCUCGCAGAGGGAAACGCCCUGACAAAGUUUCAGCCUGCAAAAGUGAACACUUUAAAUACGGUGGACAAAAAACUGUAUCUCUUGAACGAAAAGGUGGACAAACUGUUGCAUUUCCAAGAAGACCUGACAGGCAAACUGCAGCGAGUGGACAGAGGCAUUGCUGGUGUAGAAAAUGGCAUGAACAAGCUGACAGUAUCCCGAGCAGCUCCUGCUGACACAGAGGCAUUGCAGAAAGGCCCGAAGGAACCGGAGAGCGCUGCCCAGGCUGACGUGCAGAGCAUGUGCUCAGAAGUCUUGAAUUUGAUGAGAGCUGCCCAGCUAGAUGCCUCCAAGCAUAAGGAGAGGCUGGCAAAGAUAGAGAAAAGGGUUGAUACACUGGAUAAAGUUAUUACAUUUGUGGGAGAAGUAUUAAAAAAUUCUAAAGUUGUGGAUUUCAUUCUCAAGGGCAUUGUGCCCUGGAAGAAGGGGAGUCUGCUGGAAAUCCCUGUUGAGGCCAAAGAUAAGUCUGAGGAGAGUGGUGCAAAACCUAAGCAUGUGCUUAGUAACAGAGGAACCCAGACUGAAAGCAAGAAGCCUGUGGAAGAGACAAAAAGCGUGAAAAAGCUGGAUGAAAACAAGGGAGCAUGUGAGAAGGUGAACACUUCCAGUGCUGUAGCCCACAAAGCUGACUCCAAACCCCAGCUUAAAGACAGGACAGCACAGCAGCAAGGGGUAGAAGGUGCUGGCAAAACACAGAGCUCUAAGAGCUGUCCACAGCAAAAGGACAUCGAUAUCAAAGCUGUGAAUCAACACAAUGGUCUUCCCUUCGUACAUCAAGAUCAUGCAGACAACCAAAAUGCUCCUGCUAAAGCACAGAAGGUGGACAGAGCCCCAGGCCUUGAUGAGUGCCACAGGCAGCUUGUUCAUCAGAAAGCUGGGAAGAAUGAAAACAAAGCUCCAGCAUUGGGUGCAGCAUCCCGGGAAGCUGUGCCCUCCACAUCCCGGGCCGUGUCUGACACGGGCUGUGAAGUGACACAUACCAGGAUAUCCAUCAGUGUACAUAUGACUGACAUGAAAGAAAAGAUUGAGAUGGCCAAGGAGGGAAAUGUAAGUGACAGCAGAGGUAAAAGUUCCAAAGUGAAAUCCACAUCAGCAGACUUGAAAGGAGUCAAGCCUGACAAAUUAAAACUUCAACAGGGUCCUAAAAACAUCAGCUCCAAGCCAAAUUCAGAAGUUAAAGGGGACAAUAAGCAAAAUGAACUUGCACCUCAAACAGGGAAGCAAAAGCCAUUCCUGAGCAAACCCAAACCAGGUGAAAAAGCUGAAGAGAAAUCAGAAUUAAAAUGCGAGCCCAUAACCUCACAGAAUACCUCUGCAAAGGAGCCUGUGAAAGAUGCAGGGGUAAAAGUGAAAAUUCAUCAAGAAACAGCAAAAGCAGAAAAAUCCCCAACAGAUACCAAGUCUGAGAGGAGGGAAUCUGAGACUGCAGGGGGAAGCAGACACGAUGCUCAGUGUACAGGAGUGGCACCAGAGAAGACCAAGUCUCUGGCAGCUGGCAGAGCUCUUCCCACUCUAGGAGAAAUCAUUGAUGACAGCCCCUCUCCUCCAGCUCCCUUUGAGCACCGCAUCGUGAGCGUCAAGCAGGCGGAGGUGACCACGAGCUACUCCGUGUGUCGUCACGAGGUGCUGGGGGGGGGGCGUUUUGGGCAAGUCCACAAGUGCACGGAAAUAUCGACGGGGCUCAACCUGGCAGCCAAAAUCAUAAAAGUGAAAGGAGCCAAAGAGAAGGAGGAAGUAAAAAAUGAAAUUAACAUCAUGAACCAGUUAAAUCACGUGAAUCUGAUCCAGCUUUAUGAUGCUUUUGAAGCCAAAAAUAAUAUCACUUUGAUAAUGGAAUAUCUUGAUGGUGGGGAAUUAUUUGACCGGAUCACAGAUGAAAAUUACCAUCUGACAGAGCUGGAUGCCAUCCUGUUCACCAAACAGAUUUGUGAAGGAGUCCACUACUUGCACCAGCAUUACAUUCUCCACUUAGAUCUGAAGCCUGAAAACAUCCUAUGUGUAAAUCACACAGGAAACCAGAUUAAAAUUAUUGACUUUGGAUUAGCAAGAAGGUACAAACCCUGUGAGAAGCUGAAGGUGAAUUUUGGGACUCCGGAGUUCCUGGCUCCCGAAGUGGUGAACUAUGACUUUGUUUCCUUCCCCACGGACAUGUGGAGCGUGGGUGUCAUCACAUACAUGCUGCUUAGUGGCCUGUCCCCAUUCCUGGGAGAGACUGAUGCUGAGACAAUGAAUUAUGUAGUCAAUUGCAGCUGGGAUUUUGAUGCAGAAGCAUUUGAACAGCUCUCAGAGGACGCCAAAGACUUUAUUUCCAGACUGCUUGUGAAGGAGAAAAGCUGCCGGAUGAGCGCCACGCAGUGCCUGAAGCACGAGUGGCUCAACAACCUCCCUGCCAAGGCCCAGAAGUGCCAGCGCCGCCUGAAGUCCCAGCUGCUGCUGCAGAGCUACAUGGCCCACAGGACAUGGAAGAAACACUUCUAUGUGGUGGCUGCUGCUAACAGGCUGAAGAGAUUUCAGAGUAUGUCUGUCAAGCUUUCAUGAGCUUGUGUGAAACCUACACCACUCCUGGAGAUGGACUUGAGACCAUGGAAGGAGGACUCAGUGUCUCCGAACAUUUCUAUCCCUGUUUUAUAAUGUAAUGUUUUGGGACUGUCUUCCUCAAUUAUUUUGUGUGUUAGUGCUGUGGUUCCAGAAGAGCCUUAAGGAAGAAACACAAGAUUUCUAAAAGCAGAAGCUACUUGGUUUGUUUUUACAAGUUUUUAGUUGUUCUAUACAGUGGUGGAAAAACAUGGCUGUCACUGGGGCUGACUUCUUGCUGAAGGCUUUGAUUCUGCAGAGUAUUGAUGGUGUGUUUAUAGCAGAAAAACCCUGGCAGUUUUCUGCUCUCUCACACCAAGCAUGGGAUCUCUAAAGACUUUCUUCCAGACUGAUGUUUCUGAGCUACCAGUUUUAGGGAACUACCACACAGUGGCACAACUUGUCCCUCAGGUGUUUGUUACUUAAAAGAUACAGACAUUGUUUUCUUCUGUAUUUCUUUUCAAAAGGUAAUUUCCCCACAACAUGAAGAUGCUUCAGUGCAACUCCAGCUUGGGUGGUUUUGGUUUGUUGUUUUAUUAUUCUACGCUCUCCUUUAAAAAAUAGUCACUGCAUAGUUAGGAACUAUGAGGAACCUUGGUUUGAAGUAACUUAAGUCAAUCCAUUGCUGCUGUUUCUUAGGGCAAGUUGAAUUGAGCUGAACCGAUUGAACUUCUGGAAGGAGAGGUGUGAAACUGCCAUGCAUACAAAUCACCUAAUGACUGUUGGGUCUGUGUAAAAAGAUCUCAUGUUGUAGAGAAAAGAGGAGAGUUCCAGGGAUUUAAUGUUUUUAAAAAUUAUAAGUGCUUUUCAUUGUCUAUGACUGCAGCAUUUAAGUUGCUAAGUUUUAGUUUGAGGAUUUGUUUCUCCUCUCUGGAAAUUUUAAUGCAGUAUGAGAAGCUGGUAUGGUGUGACAUGCAAAACAGGUUUCAUUUCUAAUAGUUUCAGUGACAGGGAGACAGUGUGUUGCCAGACUCUGCCUUUAGUCCAGUUAGGAGGUUGAAGCCCUUUGAAACCCUUUUUUCUCCCCUCACUUAGCUCUUGAACAUUAAACCUUUUCUUCACAAUAUUAACUUAUUUUGGAUUUUAAACUCUUUUCUUAUGCAUAAAGUGGGAGUCACAGUCUCUCAGAUAAAAGUACAACACUAUUUAUUAAACCAGUGAUUUCCUCUUCUGGAUUCUGCAAAACGGUGUGAACUGGAUGGGCUUUUGGGAAAAACAGAGAUUAGUAUUACUAAAAGUAGCUUUCCAGCAAAGGCACCUGUAACGUUCUUUUGAACUUUAUGGACUUUCACACCCCUUGAAUUUGCAGAAGUGUUGGUUGCUAAUGAUAAGGUUUGUAAGACUGCCUUACUCUGGUCUAGCUAUCUUUUCCACUCAAGUGCUUCUCACUUUGCAUAGUCCUGACUUCUGCAGCAUUUCCAGAAUUGGGGCAGAGAAGAAUCUUGAUAAUUUAUCACCUUCUAUGAAGGCCCACUUUUGUUCAUGUUUUCCUUCCACAGUGUUUCUGCAUGCUGAAUGUCGUUGUAUUCAUUGGUCUGUAUAUUUCUGAAUUAAUACUAAUAAAUUUCAUGAAAGUG
Lonchura striata (white-rumped munia) is the source of this 9367-nucleotide messenger RNA. It is a transcript of the gene MYLK3, whose product is annotated as myosin light chain kinase 3. Gene Ontology annotation, cellular component: nucleus. Gene Ontology annotation, biological process: protein phosphorylation; intracellular signal transduction; positive regulation of apoptotic process. Gene Ontology annotation, molecular function: protein serine/threonine kinase activity; ATP binding. Lineage: Eukaryota; Metazoa; Chordata; Aves; Passeriformes; Estrildidae. The record is from RefSeq and is a predicted model, not a curated record.